ACGAGCAUAGUCGAAAUUUGUAUUCUAACUGGAGGUGAUAAAGUAUAAAAUUGAAAAACAUGUGUAAUGUUUGUGUUUAUCAAAACAUACCGGCCACCCAGCGACCCCCUGCCGCAGAAUGAGUCACUAGAUUGUGUUUUGUAUUUGGGAUUUCACCAUUUUUUGUAAUCUAGCUCGCACAUAGUCGGCGGCUAGUCAGGCAGUACAGCUUUGUCUGUCCUAUUGAUAAGUUGAGUGUAAUAAUAUUUACAGAGGAGCAUAAUCAAACACCGCUGACCAUCAUGUCGCCGCUAACGAUAGAAGGGGACACACUCGGCGAGAAGCGCCGACACUUCAACAAACUCGUCGCAGACGCAGUCGCUAGCGAACAUUAUGAACUAACGCCGAUUGGUGACACAGACAGCGACAUAGACAACCUUCUGAAAAUAGAAAUCGCGUGUAAAGCCAGAAAUGUAGACUACGUCAUCGAAGUAAUGAAAUCCAAAGACAUGCUGUAUGCGGCGACAGCUAUUAAAAAGUCCACGUGGCUAAUCACCGACCCGCAGUACGCACACAUCAUCAACCCUGAGUACCUACACACACAACUAAAACCUUACAUGACCACCAAAGCAUUUAAAAAACUCAUACUUCACGUCAGACUCAAUCUGAAAGAUGAAAGUAGAGUCGAAGCCUUUUAUGAUUACUUUACCGAAUAUAGUACUAAAGAAAAGUGGCUGCAGAACUGUUCAGCGCCUUUUAUUGAAAACGCUAUAAAAGAUUACGUAACAUUACGGCAAUUCAAACGUCUAUGCAAAAAGUCUAAUCACUUUCUCACAUGUACAUCGUAUGUGGACGGUAAAAGAGAAAAACGAGGGGCUGUAUAUUUAACGAUGUUAAAAUCUCGCACUACAGAUAUAUUAAACAUUAUAGAGGACCAAAAUUCAAAACUGUUUAUAACUGAAAUGGGUAAGAAAAGAACAAAGUUCCUUAUGAAAACAUGCCAACAAAGGGUUUUGCAAAAUAUCGAAAUGUACCGUUGUACGAUCGACAUGUCGGCCGUAGCAAGAUAUAUGAACAAAAAUGAAAUAAAACCGUUUCUUCAGAAAAAUGCAAGCGAUUUGGCAUUCUCUCAGAAUCACAACAUUUUGUUCGACUUUAUUAGAAACAUGCCGGAAGAAGAAAGAGUAGACUUCAUUCAAAAAUCUUUUAUCAAUAGAACUGAAAUGUUGUUUGAUAAAAAUGAAAUGAGUUUCAUUGAUCCAAUUCGUGCUUAUCAAUGGUAUGAGUUUUUCCCUUUUGACAUUGCAUUUCCCAAAAUAAGUAACUUUAUACAAAAUGAAAGCUCGCCAUCUGAACGAUGUGCUAUGCUUUCAACUUUGAUAAGCAGUGCAAAAACCGACCCAAAAUACAUUACAUCGUUGCUAACGUUUGUAGCUCAAAAACACAUGAAUAUUCCUUUCAAAUUCAAGAUUGAAUUUGUAAAUAAUCUACUUACAAACGUGUCUACUCACGAGUUGGAUGAGGCAACUUGGAACCUUUUGGAUCAAAUAUUUCACAGUAUGGAUGUAUACACUGACACGGAGAACGAUGUACAACUGUGUCUGGAAUCUAUAAUUGUGCGUAAAGUUUUGAAUGAUGAAGCUGUGCCAGAAGUCGUCGAGCAAAAGUGUACUUUUAAUUCUUAUAAAAAUGUUAUCAAAACUUUAAAUGAAGAACAAAAAAGUAAAUUAUUUAAUUAUAUACUAAAUUGCAUGAUGGCGAAAACAAAACGCACAGGGUUUGCUGAUGAACCUGCUUUUAGUGAAACUUUACACGUGGUAGAGAAGAUGCUUAUAUUGUUAAAAGACUUUAAUAAAACACUCACUGAUUACCCAUUCAUCAUCGAAAAAAUCCAAGAACUAAUUAAAACAAAAGAAGAGAACGAAUGGACCACAGACAUGUCAUGCUUAUACAAUGUGAACAAAUCGUGGCGCAAGUACAUGUUUGAGGAGUCGCUGUCGCUCUCUCUGUGCGAGGAAACGUGCCUGAACGCUCUGAAGCACAAGCCACAGCUGCUGACGCGUCACGACAAACAAAUACACACGUUGCGGACUGACGACGCGGUCUCACUGCGGCGUGUGCUCGCGAAGCUGCGCGUCUACUGGCCGGACUCACUCGCCCCACACUGGACGGAAGCUUACAUGCAAAGCUUAAAUCAACCAACAGGACAUGCUGCUAUCAUCAAAGGUCUUUUCGUGCUUUUGCCCCAAAGCCAAGUCAUAGAGUUGGCAAGAAAAUAUGUCCCAGAAAACUUCAAAAUAAAUUGGGGUCCCACUGACCACACAGAAAUUAACAUUCGAAUAAAUAUCGCGAAACGUCUCCACCUUGCCAGGCCACUCAUUCCAUUGGACUGUAUACUGUGGUAUACUGAAGGUGACUACGCACAGUAUGCUACCCAAUCGCAUAUUGCUAUUUGGUUCACUCAGAGUGAAGUCGACUGCCGAGAGAAUUUGCCAAAACUUUACAAUGCGCCAUGUUUAUUAAAAUUCUUACUAAAUCAGGUAUUUUUGAAAUUAAAAACUAAUGAAGUCGUUGAUGUUUUUUGGAAUAUCUGGAAAUCUACUGAGAAUUCAGUAAUCAAGUCAAUUAUUUUUAAACGUACCAAGUAUGAAAUGCAGAAGGCUUAUGACAAUGAAACAGUUCAAAACGAGUUGUGGAAGUUACUAAACAAGUUUAUAGACGACUUAAGUAUCGAGGAUGGGAGUACAAAUCUUUAUAAAGAAUUAAUUGAUUUUGAUGUUCUUCCCUAUGAAAAACAACCAGAAUAUUACAUGAAAAUUGUCCGUUACCUAGCAUCGCUACCCGAUAGUCAGAAGUAUAUAGGUGAAGUCUUAUACUUCGCACCUCGACAAAUGGAAUCGUUAGAUGAAGACUUCGUUUUCAGUUUAUUACUUUCCCCUGUAGAAAACAUAUUUUAUUCUACAAAUAAUUCUGUUCUAGAUUGUUUUACUCAUUUCUUAUUAUAUGGUAAAAGCGACGAAAAUCAGCUUGAAAGAUUAAAAAAAGUGGAACCAGCAUUUGACAAAGCGUUUCAGAAUUGGUCUAAUGAAAAUUCAUGUAAAGAAAAUUUUAAAAGAUUUUUAAUGCUCGCUACGCUUCUAUUUAAUGAAGGAAAUUGGUAUGGUAAAACAAUGCUAAUACCGGACAAAUUGUAUGCAGAAAUAGGAUGUAAAAUGGAAAAUAAUUUGUCAGUGUUAGAAAACUAUAAAAUGCUUACCAGCUGGAAGCUUAUUACAGCUUAUAUCAAAAUAUACAAAUCAUAUAAGCAAUCUGAUCAAAAAGAAAACGCAGACUCCGAUCUAGAUCUUUCGCUUUUAUUUGGUCCAGUAAUAUUACAAUAUUUAAAGGAGGACACAGACAAGUAUGGUCCCAUGAUACACGAUAUGUUUGGGGCCGCUUUAAGCAAAAUGUUUAAAAGGUUAUUCUUACGUGAUAAUUUAAUAACGGAGAUCUUGAAAUACAUGUUGAGUGUCGAUGAUUUCGUUCCUGCAUAUUUAGUUGCAUCUAAGAUUAUGCCUAAAAAUUUACGUGAAGAAAUAAAACAAACUCAAUCAGAAAUAUAUCAGAAACUUAAAUCGAUUGAAUCGAUGUCAGUACAGGUACAAUUUAACAACGACUUUUGUAAUUACGUGAAAGAUUGACACACAGGUCCGCAAAGCUUGUUAAUCCAUUAUCAAUUGACGCAUGUACUUCUAUGAUAGAUUAUACAGGGUGUAUUUUUAAAAACGAGACGCAUUCAAGGAGGUGACUCGGCUACCGAUUCUGAGUCCAAAUCAAUAAAAAAAAUGGGAUUUUUUUUUUUAUUUUUUUGGUAAAAUUCGCAAAUCCGUAAGUGAGAACUACGCCUAUCACAUUUCGAACGUUAUGUAACUAGCUUAAAACGCGGCAUUACACGCACACAAACUCAAACACGUAUUUGACAUUAUUACCAAUUCCCUAAAAUUCCAAUAAGAAACGCGAACGCACCACAAGCUCCGCCCCCUAGCACCCUCACCCUGUGGCGCGCACGCACACGCAUUCAGUUUAUGUUUUGGCACUGCCGGUGGCAGUCGCUUGCGAAAUUUCUUAUGCAUGACCUUGAACUUCCGUCUUAUUAAUUAUCAAAGUUUAGUGUUUAUCAUGAUAACAGACACUUAGUCUAGGUAGUUUACUUUCCCGCCACCGGUAGAAAAAUUAUCCGUCGAGUUAUUCAAAUGUUCGUCUUAACCAGAAAAUACCUACACAGGCAUGACAAUUACGUAUGCUGACUAUUACCCAGUGACUGUAAGAAGUUUAGUGCUUGAAACACAUUCAAAAUAAGUGUCUUAGUGUUACAAUAGUCAAUCAGUGACGUAGUGCAUACCUAUGUUACUGUGCAUAGGUAGAUUACGAAGACGAACAAAAUCUCCGGACUCCGAGUGACACAGGUAGAUAUUUAUGUAAUUUAUUUACUUGUACAUUCCGUCCCUAAGGAUACCCACUGGCCCAUUACUAAGUUUGAAAUUGUUUAUUAGUUACACCAAUAGGAAACGCAUUUAGUAUGUACUUAUUACGAAUCAGCUGAUCAGCUGGUAACUAUCGUAGGUAUGUAUGCGGAAUAUCAAUGCAUAAAUAGGAAAGACAAAUCCGCCCCUAAGGCUACCCACUGACCGACAAUUUUAUAAUCCACCGAUUUAAAACACGAAUAAACAUUUGGACACUUACCUACUCGUACAAUGCGUAUUUUGAUAUUAACUUUCAAAUUACAUUAGUAGUUUUGGCUCUCUAAAUAUCAAUUUUUACAUAACUACUGAAUUCACAUAACUACGUCUCACCCAGACCCGAUACAACAAAUUGUGGAUUAGGUACUUAUACAGAGUUGUUCCAUGCUGGAAUCGAACCCGCGACUCGUUAUGGUAUCGGUUGUUGCCCGCCACUGCGCUAUUCUGAUUAAAUAGCUAGACCGCUAGCAGAAACUAGUUUAUUUUAGAUCGGAUUAAGAAUGCAUCAAUAGGAUCGAUGAAUUUAAAGAAAUUGUUCCAACACACAAAAUGAAACAAACAGCUGAGCGAUAUUCAGCAGGAUUGCAAUAAGACGUAAUAAGUAAAUCAUUACUUAACUAGUACCUACGAUGAAUCAGCUGAUAACUACCGCAGGAACAUACAUGAAAUGAUAAUAAGUAGGUAAGUAGUAUACUAAUUGUUAGAAAUUAGUUAGGCAAUAACAAACUAACAAUAAAGUAGGUGAUAAGUACGUAGUACGUACGUAGGUUAUGCGGAUGAAACCAUUUUUAGAUUUAAAACUUUGAACUGAAUGUAUCUAGGUAGACAGAAUACGUUAGUAAACUACUUAUCUAACAUCACGCCCGCAAACAGCUGAGCGCUUGGACUACCUACUUACCUAUGUGUGUUUAUUAUCCCGAUCUUACGAUUCUAAGUUUGAAAUUGGUUGUUUUACGUAUUCAGCAGGAUGCCAAUAAAAUUUAAUUAAUACAUCAUAAUUUAUUACCUAUUAUGAAUCAACUGAUAAAUACUGUACCUAUGGCGCAGAAUAAUAAGUAAACUUAUAGUCAGUUACUAAUUAAUGGUUAAUAGUAACGACUUAAUUCAAAUAGGAAACAAAAUUUUACAUCAUUCGAUUUAAAACACGAAUAAAACUUUGGGUUGAAUUUACCUACGUACAAUGUGUUUGUUGAUAUUAGUUAGUAGGUAGUGGUACCUAAGAUUAUGCUCGCAAACAGCUGAGCGUUUGGAUUAGAUCCCUACCUACCUUUUCGUAGCGAUGUGUUUUCAUAAUUCAGACCUUAAAUAACUAAGUUUUAAAUUAUUAGUAUCCAACAGGAUUGCAAUAAAACGUAAUAAGUAAAUCAUUAGGUACGUAGUGUUAUGAAUCAGCUGAUACCUACGUUUUCUUUGAAGAUACGAGUACUACUUUUUUAUUGAUUGUUUCUGCACUCUAAGAUUAUUGAAAAUGUGUUAACAAUCAAAUCAUUAAUAAAUGUUGGUGAUUAUUUUUCUUUUCGCUUUCUAACUGCCUACUCGCGCGGCGUCUCGCGUAGCCCCGCCCACUGACCUUCGACGCUGUCUUGUUACGCUGUGUGCGUGACAUGUUGGGCGAUUCUGAAAUAUUCAGAAUCGCCGGUGACGAAUAAUUCUGAAAGACGGCCAAUCUUAAAUAAUUUAUUAUAGCUGUGUUUUUAACUAUUGGCCAGAAACCUUAUUUUAAAUUGAACAUUUUUUACUUCCGUAACAUGCUCCCGAGUUCUGUCAUGGUUUCAAAUCUGCACCCUGUAUAUACGGGGAAGCUAGUAUACUCGUAUGGAAUCCAGAACACAACUUUUAAUGACAUAUUUAAGUUUAUUUGUAAUUAAUGUUUGUGCGCGUCUUUAUAAUUUAUUCUCUUUCUUUUGUAUUUUUUUUUUAUUUGUAUCCUACUCUAUUGGUAAGGCCUAGUUGUCGAUAAACACACUAUUUUAAUAUUUUUCGUUACGUACUGGCUUUUAUAAUGUAUGUAUAAUAUAAUUUAAUUAUAACACUACGAAUGAUAAUGUAUACCUAUACUUGUUUACAUUUGGUUUCUAUUGAUUUACAAAAGGUUUUCGACACAAUCUAUCCGCACCUACUAGUAGAUAAAUUAGAAAAAUGUGUAAAAGAAGAUACAUUUUAGGUCUCUCGUUAUUCCUUCGUUAUAUCUAUGAUUAAUUAUGUGAUCUAAAUGUAAUAUUAAUAUACCUAAUCUUAGUUUAAAGAAGUGUUACUUUAGAAAAAUAAAUAAUUGAAUAUUAUUA
Messenger RNA from Spodoptera frugiperda (fall armyworm), 6763 nucleotides. RefSeq lists its product as uncharacterized. The record is from RefSeq and is a predicted model, not a curated record. The transcript is spliced from 2 exons. The coding region runs from base 282 to 3659 and encodes 1125 amino acids. NCBI's taxonomy places the organism in Eukaryota, Metazoa, Arthropoda, Insecta, Lepidoptera, Noctuidae.